UCGAAAUGACAGGCAAAAAAAGACAGAUACGAAAAAACCAAACUAAAACAUGUAAUGUGAUUGUGAUGUAAUACACUUAUAAACUCAUUAGAAACAGAGAGCUCUGUUUUGUCUUUUAUUUUUAUUUUUUUCCACCAAUCGAAUGGCUGAUCAGGUUCAGAUCCAGACAAUGAAUCUAGAUCACGAAGAACCAAUGGCUGGGAUCAUGCCAAGCGUCUUAACGGCAAUGUCGUAUCUCUUGCAAAGAGUAUCGGAGUCUAACGACAAGCUGAGCCAAAAGAAACAGAGGAUCUCAGGUUUCCAUGGAUUAACCAAACCCUCCAUAUCAAUCAGAAGCUAUCUCGAGAGGAUCUUCGAGUAUGCGAAUUGUAGCUAUUCGUGUUACAUCGUCGCGUAUAUAUAUUUGGAUCGGUUAGUGAAGAAGCAGCCAUUUUUGCCUAUCAAUUCCCAUAAUGUUCAUAGGCUUAUAAUCACAAGUGUCUUGGUCUCUGCCAAAUUCAUGGAUGACUUGAGUUACAACAAUGGAUAUUAUGCAAAAGUUGGGGGAAUAAGCAGAGAAGAGAUGAACAUGCUUGAGCUUGACUUCUUGUUUGGAAUCGAGUUUCAGUUAAACGUCACCGUUUCAACUUUUAAUAAUUACUGUGGUUUUCUACAAAAUGAGAUGGUGAUGUUGAUGAAGAUGGAAUCUCUGUUUCUAAAACCUUCUCUUUCGUUCAGAGGCUCUUUUAAGACGAAACUUUUGAUGAAUCCACAUGAAGAAGACUCUUUAUCUACUCAUCACAACAAGAAGCAGCAACUCGCUGCUGCUUGAAUUCUUGAUUAUAUAUAUAUAUAUAUAUAUAUAUAUAUAUAUAUGCAUUGGGUUUAUUAUCACGUUAUGUAAUGUAAACCCUCUUUUAUAUCCUGAGGAUUAAUUCUUGAUUAGUGAUGUUAGCUUAGAAUUUCGAUUGUAUCCAAGGGUUGAUAUUAUCUCUUUUCUUUUUCA
Molecule: messenger RNA, 985 nt
Organism: Camelina sativa (false flax)
Lineage: Eukaryota; Viridiplantae; Streptophyta; Magnoliopsida; Brassicales; Brassicaceae
Product: cyclin-U4-3-like
Biological process (GO): regulation of cyclin-dependent protein serine/threonine kinase activity
Molecular function (GO): protein kinase binding
Source: RefSeq, a predicted model, not a curated record